Molecule: messenger RNA, 1619 nt
Organism: Cylas formicarius (sweet potato weevil)
Lineage: Eukaryota; Metazoa; Arthropoda; Insecta; Coleoptera; Brentidae
Product: protein ST7 homolog
Exons: 1
Coding region: 100-1611 (503 amino acids)
Molecular function (GO): protein binding
Source: RefSeq, a predicted model, not a curated record
UUGCCAGUGCUCCGUGAAAUAAACUAACCCAUAUGCGUCAAAAACAAAAAUAAUCGGAGCGUUUCAGAACGGGGUAGUUUGCAGUUUAUUUAUAAAAUAAUGUGGGAUUCUUCGAUGUUCUUGAGUACCUUAACGCCAAAAUUUUACGUGGCGCUUACUGGGACUUCGUCGUUGAUCUCCGGUCUGAUACUUAUAUUUGAGUGGUGGUAUUUCAGAAAGUAUGGUACCUCUUUUAUCGAACAAGUGUCUAUAAAUCACAUAAGCCCGUGGAUAAGCGGUGACUAUAGAGACGAUAAUGGGAAUAACCAGCAACCAGUACAACCUCCAAUUCCUGAAUGUAAAGUAUGGAGGAACCCUCUUAAUCUCUAUCGUGGUGCUGAAUAUCAGAGGUUCUAUUGGGCGACAAACAAAGAACCUCUGACAUAUUAUGAUAUGAAUUUGUCUGCCCAAGAUCAUCAAACUUUUUUUACAUGCGAAGCAGAUAUCGGGAAAGCAGAGUAUGAAAUAAUGCAGACGGCAUGGAGAGAAAGGAAUCCACAAAUAAGGCUCAAAGCAGCACAUAGUGCUGUAGAGAAAAAUCCCGAAUGUGCCACAGCUUAUAUAUUAUUGGCAGAAGAGGAAGCAACAACCAUAACUGAAGCAGAAAAAAUUUUCAAACAAGCAUUGAAAGUUGCUGAAUUGAAUUACAAGAGAUCUCAAACUUUACAGCAUCAAGGGGCUAUGAUGGAGGCACAACACCGUAGGGAUACCAAUGUUCUCAUUUAUAUAAAAAGACGGUUAGCAAUGUGUGCCCGAAAAUUAGGAAAAUUGAAGGAGGCUGUCAAAAUGUUUAGAGAUUUAACUAAGGAGGUGCCCCCAAUCAUGAAUGUAUUAAAUAUUCAUGAGAAUCUCAUUGAAGCACUGCUUGAAAUGCAAGCUUAUGCUGAUGUGCAAGCAGUUCUAGCUAAGUAUGAUGACAUAUCACUCCCUAAGUCUGCUACCAUAUGCUAUACUGCCGCUCUACUAAAAGCAAGAACAGUUGCUGAUAAGUUUUCCCCAGAUAUAGCUAGCAAACGAGGUCUGAAUAGCGCGGAAUUAGCGGCAGUAGAAGCAAUUCAUAGAGCUGUGGAGUUCAAUCCUCAUGUUCCUAAAUAUUUAUUAGAAAUGAAACCUUUAAUUUUGCCUCCAGAACAUGUUUUAAAGAGAGGUGAUUCUGAAGCAUUGGCUUACACAUUCUUCCAUUUGGCACAUUGGAAAGCUGUAGAUGGGGCUCUGAAUUUACUACAUUGCACAUGGGAAGGUACCUUUAGAAUGUUACCCUAUCCCUUGGAAAGAGGCCAUUUGUUUUACCCUUACCCAACAUGCACAGAAUGUGCUGAUAGGGAACUGUUACCCCCAUUUCAUGAGGUUUCUGUCUACCCUAAAAAAGAAUUGCCAUUUUUUAUAAUUUUCACUGCAGGUUUGUGUUCAUUCACUGCUUUGUUAGCUCUCUUGACCCAUCAGUAUCCAGACGUGAUGGGUAUUCUUGCCAAGUCAGUUGUAAAUUGGAUAUCUUUGCCUAUUUAUUACGUAUACGAAAAAAUUGAAAGCGUCAUGCCCUCGAAUCUUUUGCAGCAGUUAAUUCGGAUUUGAAAGUUAAU